AUGGACCCGGGUGUCGACGAAUCUUGGGUUUCUUCUGACCCUGCUCUCCUCGGCCAGAACAAGAUCGAACUGCUGCUCCAAGAAAUGGAUCAGCUCGGUGUCGCACAGCUCAUUGUUGAUGUUGUCUCCAAACCCAGGGGUGUCGAUGAUCGUCAGCAACAGCUUCGAGUCGUCCUCGUCCAAAAUCUCCACAGACGUUUCUGUGAUGGCUAUGCCGGGCUCCUGGUCGGCGUUUUCCGGGUCAAACACCUUCUCGUACUCGGCCGCAUCGUUCACAACACCGCUCAGGUUCGCAAAAGUGAUCGUCUGACGAGUCACCUCACCCCCACUGGCCUUGCUGUAUUGGUACCUAUGUGGAAGAAUGUUGCGAUCCAACAAAGAGUUGAUGAACGAGGUCUUUCCCGUUCCCGAACACCCGCACACCAUCAUGGUGAACCGGAUUCCUCGCUUCAGGUCCUUUUGGCGUCUAAGGACGGCAGAUGA
Molecule: messenger RNA, 483 nt
Organism: Ogataea philodendri
Lineage: Eukaryota; Fungi; Ascomycota; Pichiomycetes; Pichiales; Pichiaceae
Exons: 1
Coding region: 1-483 (160 amino acids)
Source: RefSeq, a predicted model, not a curated record